This is a messenger RNA of Sorghum bicolor (sorghum), 2530 nucleotides long. RefSeq names its product scarecrow-like protein 34. Gene Ontology annotation, biological process: regulation of DNA-templated transcription. Gene Ontology annotation, cellular component: nucleus. The record is from RefSeq and is a predicted model, not a curated record. The transcript has a single exon. Bases 243 to 2378 code for a protein of 711 amino acids. NCBI's taxonomy places the organism in Eukaryota, Viridiplantae, Streptophyta, Magnoliopsida, Poales, Poaceae. Gene Ontology annotation, molecular function: sequence-specific DNA binding; DNA-binding transcription factor activity.
GACAGCUGAGAUCGCACUUCUCUGCACCUUCCUGGACCCUUCUUCUUCGACUGUGCUGGACCCUUCCAUAUUGCUUGCCAUUCACCAGAGAGAGAGAGACUGGCUCGAUCUGUGUCAGAGAGAGAGAGAGAGUUGGUGCCUGCCAGUGCCACUGAGAGGCAGAGGCGGGCGAGCGAGCUCAUUCACCAGCCCAAGAGCUAAGCUCGAUCCAACUGUUUUUAGAGCCCGUCUGGUGGCCGGCCAUGGCCGCAACGCCGGAGGAUGUCGCGGACCCGGAGCCCUUCUCCCCCUCGCUCUUCCUCGACCUGCCUCCGACGCCCCAUCCCCACCACCCCGACGGCGAAGGAGACGGCGAGGACGACCUGCAGGUGCUCCCGUUCAUCAGCCGCAUGCUCAUGGAAGAGGAGGGCACCGACGACGACGCCAUCUUGUACCAGGAGUACCCCGACCACCACCCUGCGCUCCUCCGUGCGAAGCAGCCCUUCGCCCAGAUCCUCUCGGCUCCCGCGGCCGCCACCGACUCUGUUUCCGGCCCCGUCACCACCAACUCUGCUUUCGACGCAUUCGCCGACGCCACCUGGCCCUAUGAUCCAGUCGAGCUCUCCGAGCUGCUCUUUUCUAGGACACGCUCCGGCACGGGAGUCGGAGUCCAUGGCUUCACCGGCGGCGCUGAUGCUGCCAACUCCUUUUCCUCGCCGGGACCAGGAGUGGGACAAGGCAGCGCCAGUGCAUGCGGCCAGGCCCGCGCGUUCUUCAAUGCCGGCGACACCGCCACCAUCCAGAGCUCGAGCAUCGGAGACGGCGGGGUGGCGGUUACCAUGGACAUGCUCAACCAGGCGUUCCUCAAGGGAAUGGAGGAGGCCAACAAGUUCUUGCCCACCACCACCACCACCAUUUUUGGACCCGACGCCACCUCCAGAGAGCACCUACCCAUCAGUAGUGUGGUGGAUUAUGGCAGAGUCAGCGGCAGAGGCUGCAAGAACCGGCACAACUGGGACGACGACGACGACGACACCGGCAGGAGGAGCAACAAGCUGCUGGCACCUGAGCCGGAGAAGAACGGCGAGCAGGUCGACGCCGUGUUCGUCCAAGGAUACGAGAUGGCCAUUGAGAAGAUGCACGGCCUGAGCAUCAGCAACGACAACAACAACAACGGGAAAGCGAAGAGGAAGUCAGCAUCACAGGGCGACGAGGCGGUGGACCUGCGCACCCUGCUCACCCACUGCGCGGAGGCCGUGUCCACGGGCGACCGCCGCAGCGCGACCGAGCUGCUCCGGCAGAUCAGGCAGCGGUCCUCCCCUAGGGGAGACGCCUCGCAGAGGCUGGCGCACUGUUUCGCCGAGGCGCUCGAGGCGCGGCUCGCCGGCACGGGGGCGCUCGUGGCGGCGAGGCGCACCUCCGGAUCCGGUGGUGUGGACUUCCUCAGGGCCUACAAGCUGUACCUGGAGGUUUGCUCCUUCAAGAUGAUCGCCUUCAAGUUCGCCCACAUCGCCAUCUGCAAGGCCAUUAAUAUUACAGGGAGGAAGAAGGUGCACAUCGUGGAGUACGGCGACCAUCACGGCCUCCACUGGCCACCUUUGCUGGAGGCCUGGUCCAAGGAUCGGGACGGCGGGCCGCCUGAGGUGAGGAUCACGAGCAUCGACUGCCCGCAGCCUGGUUUUCGUCCGGCAGCUCGGAUCGAGGAGACCGGGCGGCGGCUCAGCGACUUCGCUCGCCGGCGUGGGGUUCCGUUCAGGUUCCGCAGCGUCGUCGCGUCCAAGUGGGAGACGGUUUGCGCCGACGACUUGGACAUUGAGCCCGACGACGACGACGACGAGGUGCUCGUCGUCAAUGGCUUGUUCCAUUUCGGGAGAUUGAUGGACGAGGGCGUGGACAUUGACAACACAAGCCCUAGGGACAUGGUUCUCCGCAACAUCCAGAAGAUGCGUCCUGAUGUGUUCAUCCUCUGCGUCGAGAACAGCUCCUACAAUGCGCCCUUCUUCGUGACACGGUUCAGGGAGGCGCUGUUCUACUACUCGGCAAUGUUCGACAUGAUGGAGACGACGACCCCGCGGCGGGACAGCGAGGAGCGACUGCUGGUUGAGCAGGACAUCCUGGGGGCUUGUGUGCUGAACGCCAUUGCUUGCGAGGGCUCUGAAAGGGUGGAGCGUCCUGAGACGUAUAAGCAAUGGCAGGUGCGAGGCCACCGGGCAGGACUGAAGCAGCUGCCCCUGAAUCCUAAUACGGUCAAGUAUCUGACUAGGAAGGUGAAGGAUGGCUACCACAAGGACUUUGUGGUUGAUGUCGAUCAACAAUGGCUUCUGCAAGGGUGGAAGGGACGUAUCCUCUAUGCCAUGUCCACAUGGGUUGCAGAUCAUACUCAGCUCUCCCAGAGCUAAUUAAUGUCCAUCUUGUGACGACUAGUCUUGACUUCACUGAAACAUGCAUGGUUUCACAAACUAAUAGCUUAUAUAGGAGAAUAAUUAGUGCCAUAGUAACUAAUGUCUUGUAAAAUUACAUGCAUAAACAUCUUCUCAUGUUUCUUCUUUGA